This is a messenger RNA of Danaus chrysippus (African queen), 702 nucleotides long. Lineage: Eukaryota; Metazoa; Arthropoda; Insecta; Lepidoptera; Nymphalidae. The record is from the annotation of a GenBank genome assembly.
AUGUUCAAGAUAGUGGUGUUGUCCGCUAUCUUGGCAGCGGCGGUUGCUGACCCCGAACCAUCACUUCUCGCAGCUCCUGCCUACAUUCCUGGUAUUAUUUCUUCUGCAGCAAGAAUUUUGCCACCCUCAAGCUACGUGUACCAGUCACCACUAAUUUCAGCACCUCUAUCGUACUCCGCUUCCUUGGGCUAUGCUCAUCUCAUCAAGAAGCGGUCAGCGCCACUGGUACUAAGCCUCAACUCCUUCCCCUCUUCAUACAUCGCACCUGGUAGCUACGCGUACUCAUCUCCGAUCGUGAGUUCCUACUCCGCUGCUGCUCCUUUGGUACCAGCUAUCGGAUCUGGUCUUGUAUAUUCUUCAGGAGCUCAUUUCAUUAAGAAGCGGUCAGCACCCUUGUACUCAUCGGCCUACAUAGCUCCGUCAAGCUACAUCUCUCCUCUUAACUACGCCACACCUUUUGUAGCUUCAACUUACUCUGCCCCUGUCUUUUCAAACCCCUUGACCUCAUCAGCACCCUUCUCCUACCCAACUCAUCUGAUCAAAAAGCGUUCAUCAAAAGUUAAAAGUCAAAAAUCAAAAACCAAAAAGAUCCUGGAUCUUAUUCUCAAGAAUCCCGGUUUGAUUAUAAGGCAGCUUGACCAGACACCACAACCCAUAUCUUAUGCUACUCCUCUAAGCUACUCUCAUCCCAUUUAUGGUUAA